AAAGGAUAGAGCAUUGAGAGAAAGUGUCAUCAACUAUGCGCUUGCACGCUGAUUCAGAGACUUCUACAUGCAUGUCCGAGCAUGAGCAGUUUGAUAUGAGGUUUCUAAGGUGGGUGGAGUUUCGAACUUGGAACGGUGUUGUCCGAACACGGCAUGCUGCGGCGUUAAACCCGUCGUUUCGUCGAUUCAGAUAAAGAACUGUGGGCACCACUGCACUGUAAAUCCUCGAAAGCAGACAAUUAUACCGCUGGGAAAAAAACCUUCGGGCAGAGAAGAUGGGACGCGUUCACAAGAUACAAUUUAGUGCUCUACGCAUUUUAAACAUUAGAGGAGGGGUUAUAUAAAACACACAACAUGAACCGAUGUCAUAUGUGUAGCUUUAGGUAGCAUCAUUUCUGACUGCUAAGAAAUGAUUGUUUAGUUUUACAUGCUUUUAGUAACUUGCGGACUCCUACAAAACCAUUCCCUGCUUGUAUGUUGACAUCAAAGUAAUUGAUGCCUGAUUAUGGACGAUGACAUAUGGUUUCUAUAGUUGUUGGUGAUACACGCUUCGAGCCACAUAGUUUACUCCUUUUCAACCGAUGCCGGGUAAAUAACAAACUGAC
This is a messenger RNA of Williopsis jadinii, 605 nucleotides long. RefSeq lists its product as uncharacterized. The transcript has a single exon. Lineage: Eukaryota; Fungi; Ascomycota; Saccharomycetes; Phaffomycetales; Wickerhamomycetaceae. The annotation marks the transcript as partial. The record is from RefSeq and is a predicted model, not a curated record.